AUGUUAAGAUUCGCAAUAAAGAGGACACAACGACAAUUAUGUUCAUCCUCGAUAUUAAGGGAGAAUCUGAUAUUGAGUAGUCCUGUCUAUGAUGUCAAUAAAAUCUGUGACAAGAUCGAAACCUAUAAAAAGUCAAUCAUUGAUAGGCAAUUGCACAACGAGAAGGAAUUACUGAAUUCCAUCAGUACUUUAGAUAACAAUAGAGCCAAUAUCAGUGAAUACAAUAAAGAGAUUAAAAAUAUACAGAUAAGAAGAAAAGAUUUAGAAAAAUUGAUUAAGGAGGAUCUUGACAAUAAAAUCAAACAUGGUGAUGAGAUACAGCAGUUGAAGGUCAGAGCUAAUGAGCUGAAAACCAAAGUGAAGGAUCUCAUGAUUCUGAUAAAUGAUAGCUGUUCAGCUCUACCGAAUUUAAUCGAUCCUAGUUCGCCAAUAUCUGAACCUGAGAUCAUUGACUGGAUUAAUCCAAUGAACGAAUACGUGGCUGAUCCAGAGAGGAAUCAUGUGGAUAUUAUGACGAAAAAAAAUAUGCUAAAUUUAUCCACUGCUUCAAACGUUGUUGGCACAUCCUGGUACUACUUAAUAAAUGGAGGUGCACUUCUAGAGCGUGCUUUAACAAACUAUGCUAUUGAGAAAGCCAUUGGCAGGGGUUUCCAAUUUGUGAUACCACCAACAAUGGCAAAACGAGAAAUUAUUGAUGCUUGUGGUUUCAGACCUCGAGAUAUGAAUAACGAGCAACAGAUAUAUUACCUAAACAAUUCAAACCUGGGUUUAAUUGCUACAGCCGAAAUUACCUUGGCAGCACUUGGUAUUAAUCAGACUUUUAAUGUAGAAAAGGGUGCUAAAAAGGUGGUGGGCAUUAGUAGAAGUUAUAGAGCAGAAGCUGGGGCAAGAGGACGUGACACUAAAGGGCUGUAUCGAGUACACGAGUUCUCCAAGGUUGAAUUGUUCUGUUGGAGUAAACCAACUCAUAGCAAUGAGCUACUUCAAGAGUUAAAGAACUUUCAAGUUGAUUUAGUUCAAUCGCUUGGCAUUCCAGCAAAAUUGCUAAAUAUGCCAGCAAAUGAUCUAGGGUCUCCAGCUUUCCAAAAAUACGAUAUAGAAGCCUGGAUGCCUGGUAGAGGAAACUUUGGAGAGAUAACCUCAACAUCCAACUGCACUGAUUUUCAAAGUAGAAGAAUGAACACCAAGUACUCGGAUGGGAACAAUAAACCAGAAUAUCUCCACACGUUGAACGGUACAGCUAUGGCAGUCCCAAGAGUAAUCAUCGCAAUAGUUGAAAACUUUUAUAACAAAAAGACAAACCAGAUUUCAAUCCCAAAGCCUUUACAAAAGUACAUGGGUACAGAAUACAUAUAA
Tetrapisispora phaffii CBS 4417 is the source of this 1356-nucleotide messenger RNA. RefSeq names its product putative serine--tRNA ligase DIA4 (gene DIA4). Gene Ontology annotation, biological process: mitochondrial seryl-tRNA aminoacylation. NCBI's taxonomy places the organism in Eukaryota, Fungi, Ascomycota, Saccharomycetes, Saccharomycetales, Saccharomycetaceae. The transcript has a single exon. Gene Ontology annotation, molecular function: tRNA binding; serine-tRNA ligase activity; ATP binding. The record is from RefSeq and is a predicted model, not a curated record. The coding region runs from base 1 to 1356 and encodes 451 amino acids. Gene Ontology annotation, cellular component: mitochondrion.